Molecule: messenger RNA, 4154 nt
Organism: Oxyura jamaicensis (ruddy duck)
Lineage: Eukaryota; Metazoa; Chordata; Aves; Anseriformes; Anatidae
Gene: EFCAB5
Product: EF-hand calcium binding domain 5
Exons: 22
Coding region: 715-4071 (1118 amino acids)
Molecular function (GO): calcium ion binding
Source: RefSeq, a predicted model, not a curated record
UGGCGGUUUGGGCUCUGAGACAAAAUGCCAAACGCUAUCAAUGUCAUCCAUUUAAAGUUUCAGUCUGGUGCUCCCAAAUUUGUGGGGAGAUUUGCAGCUGUGAUCAAAAAUUGCCUUGGGCACCUAACAGAAACACCACAUACGACAAACAGAAGCCAUUCUGAAUAUAAAACAGCACAAAUUCUUUGCCAGAAAUGUGUAUUAGCCCAUUAAAUCUUCUGAAGCACUUGGUUCAUAUUGUUCUCAUCUGCUCCUCAGGUUGACAGGACUGUAAGGGACUCAGACUCGUCACCCCAGUAAAUCUACACACCAGAAACCCACAUUCUCCCAUCUGGUUAAUACCAUCCUCAGUUUAGCUCAUAAGAGACUUUCAACAGUUUAAGACUUGAACCUGGAGGCACAUGACACAAUGAGCUAAGUUCAGCACAGAAGAGUGUGUUGGCCUGCCAAAGCCAAAAGACAACCUACGGCAAUUCUGAGUCGGGGAUGAGACGUAGCAACCUUUGGGAUUAUUGCUUAGCAACUGCAAACACAGAGAGGAGUAAAACUCACAGCCCGGCUCUGCAGCAGGUCUGAGAAAUCCCUAAUUCACUUUAAGAUUUUUAAUGCCUGAGAACAGAUGGGCAUAUAUUAAAUUCCUAUUCAUUUGCAAAGCCACUCUGAAAGCAGGAGGAAUAAGAUCUAUUUUGAUACCUGCUCCAAAGUCAUUGACAAAUGGCUGCUCAGCCAGAAGAAGCAGCCCAAACUGCAGGUCUAAAACAUCCCAGACUUGUAGAUAAGAAUACGACUGCCACAGAAAUGAAGAGAAAUCAAGGGAGUGACGAGCUGCCAUGUCGCAGUAAUUGUGCUCCGUGGAAAGAGUGCUUUUAUGAAAAGGUACAGCAGAGGUCUCUGAAUCUGCAGGAGAAAAAGGUGAAGAUGAUUCAGGCACAAAAAGCAAAUGAAGAAAAGGUAAAAAAGAGAGAACCCUGUGACUGGCUAUGCAAAGAGUGGUUCAGUGAUGAGAAGGAGUCACUGGAUACUCGCACCUAUUUGCUUGACAAACUCCUUCCUACAUUAAUCCCAGGAGUGGAAAAGCUGUUAAUGCAAGUGGAAAGAAAGAAAAUGCUUGUACCAGACAAAGAACCAACCAAAUUUGACCCCAUUACUUUUCUUGGAGAAUAUCUGAUGAGACAUAACCCUCAGUAUGAUAUUUCUACAAAGCCAGGCCCCUACCUGAGAGGAAUGAAGAUGGUCACAGAGGAGUUGAAAACUGAAAUGGCAGACACAGCACCAGAGAGGCUGGCCAGGAUGAAGGCUGAGGCAAAGACCAAACGUAAGGAAAGGGAACAAGUGGAAAAUAUGAAGUCUGAGCAGAAAGAAAUGAGAAAGGAGGCACUGGCAAUUCAGUUCAAAGAGUGGACAGUGGAUAUCAGUGGCAGAAUACCAGUUGCACUGAUUCAGAGUGCACUGAGGUCUUUCCUGGAUGUCAUUGCUUCUGCUCCCAUGGAUGCGAGAGAAGCCAUCUAUGACAGGAAGCUGGAAAUCGUAGACACACUGGAAAAAAAAGUAAACGUUGAUGAAUUUACAGAGUAUGUCCAUUCCUACACUGAAACAUUUUCAAAUGACAUGUUCCAAGAAAUCCUGAAGCAUCUCCGUCAGUGUGCUCUUGACUUCCAGAAAGCCAUAAGGUGUGAUAUGUGGAGGCAAAUGUUUACUGAUCUCUUCCUAGAUUGUGAUUAUGGAAAGGAUGCUCCAGUUGCAGAGGCUGUGAAAGAAACUGCUGCUAAGAAAGAGAGUUUUCUCAGUUUGCACAGCGGCCAGUUUGGACAGCAGACAAGCUCAGAGACAAGACUGCAAGACGAGGACCUGCAAGACCAGGGUAAAGGUCCAGCUUAUUCAGACGGACAGGAUUCUCAGACUGAAGCUGGCCAGGAGUUUGAACUGCCAUGGUCAGGUGACCUUCUCACCUCUGACCUAAGCUUCAAGUAUAGCAGCUAUGGAGAGAGAAUUCCAGAGGAAUGGAUCUGUGAGAACACCAGAUUUGCAGACUUACGUCCCAUCAUGGCAGACAUUGAGAACCGUUGUACUUCUCGUGUUAGGAGUGCCUUUGAUGAAAACUGCCUCAACCUGCCACAAUUUGUUCAACUCAUGGAGACAUUUGUUGGUCAAGACAUUUCUCUGCCUACUGUGAAGAGUCUUAUUGAAUUUAUCAAAGGAGAAUACAAACAGACAGAAGAAUCAAAAAUUGAACAACUGGAAAAAGUUUGCCACACCUCUCGCUUGGCCCAACGAAAACUACUUUUGGAAGCACUUUUUGAAAAGUGGGACAUGAAUGCAUCUGGGUUUCUGGACCUGAAAGAGGUGGAUGCUGUUCUAAGCACGUUCAAGGAAGGAAUGGAAAAAGAGGCUUUGAGGAAGGCAAAAAGCCGCUUCAGCUCACGUUACCCACAGUCUUGCAGAGUGGAGAAGCUCUCCCCAAAGGCAUUCCAGACUUUCCUUGAGUUAGUGGCUUCUGAGUUCACUGGGGAUGAAGAUGAAGUUAUUGAUAACCUUGUGGAAUUUUUGACUACAAGCGUGGAACGAAGCUGGAUGGAGUGCCUGCAAAGCUUGACCAGGAGGAAAUGGCUGCACAACAUCCAGCAAGCAGCUGAGACAAGCGGAGCAAGCAUGGAACCCGUUUACAAAGCAGUGUUUAAGGCCCUCUCCCAGGAUGCAGAAGCCCAUGGGGACAACAAGAAGAUCAGUGCAUAUAUUGCCCUUUUGGAAGAGAACCAGCUCUCACCAGAGCGGGGACAGAUUCUCUUACACUAUGUGGCGUGUACCGCAGAUGAUGCUCCAUAUGUUCUCAACCAGAUUCUGUACAAAGACAUGAAAGGAGUAAGCUUUGCAGCUGUCGAAGAGGGAAAACCAAUCCAUGUUCCAAGAGUUCAGCUCCACGGAAAUAUCCACUUCUGGAACUGUGACCGUCCAGUUGAGGAGAGAAGAGGUUCACUUCUGGUACUGCCAUUACAAGAUGCUCACUGGAGGGUCUUUGGCAUUCUAGGACUUGAUACUCUUCGGGACCAGCGUGAGAAAACCAUCUUUCUGACCCAUGAGAUCAGUUUCUGCCAGGGAGUUUCCCUUGCAUUCAGCAAAGCCUACCAUCAUGUGUGCACACUGGAAAACGUUCUGCAAAUGGCCCUCACUGCGCUGGACUGGUUGUAUCCCAGAGUGCCCAGCAUCCACACUGUUAUUACAUACCUGGUGGAGCCUGGCAAAGAUCAGACAUGUGACUAUGCUCUACGUAAAAUGAUUACUACAGAUAAUACAGGACAAAAAGAAAUCCAUACUGCUGCUGUUCUUUUCCUCAGAAAAGAAAACCUUUUAAGAGAUUACCUGUUUAAGUGCAUAGACACUUCAGAAGUCGUUCGCACUUCUGUCUGUGGAGAAUACCACAUUGCAGUACCUCUCCGUGACCUAUCGAGACAAGCUCUUGGGUUAUUUGAUAUCAGCAUCGGACACCACCAGAAAUUACCUCCUCAUGAACAUAAAGACCUGCAGAAAAUGUUGAAGACGGCCCAAGCCGCCUGCUGUGAGAUACUGAAGAUACCUUCAGAGGAAACAAAAGCAACCUAUGUACUAGAGGCAGAAUACAUGAAUUUGAGGCAUGCAGGAAUUCUUUUCCACCGGUUCAUGCUGCAGGACCUACGUGAGUGUGUCCAGAAACUCAAUGCUGAGAGCUUUGCUGAAAUAAAGAGCUUUGAAGAACCACCAGCACUUGUACAUAACAUAGUUAAGGCUGUGCUGUUGCUUUUCAAUCCAAAGUGGAAGGGCUCAGAGAAGAUUGAGAGCUGGAGUCAGUGUAUGCUGAAUCUUGAUGACAAUUUGAUUCAGGAGAUUUAUUGCUUUGAUCCAACUGCUUCAUCUGUGCAAGUUCAAGGAGAGCUGCUGCUGGACUGUAUUGGUGGUGUACCUAGAGCAGAGGUGUGGAAGCAGGGCUCAGUUCCAGCCGAGUACCUGUACAACUGGGUGCACACCUGCUUGUCACUGAUGGAGAUGACAAAGAGCCUACAGAAUAAAAAAGCUCCAGCUUUCACCAGCAAAGUCUAGCAUGCCUUCAGCUGAAACACUAAUUCCUCAUCUAACCCUAGUGGGUUUGGUAUUUGACUGCUUUUAUUUAAUAAACUGGUGCU